AUGAAGUUCUCCCUCCUUCCUCUCUUGCUGGCCCCAUUGGCUUCAGCACACUUCCACCUCGAGUAUCCCAUCUCUCGCGGCUUCGAUGAGGAUACAAUGCCUAAUUUCCCUUGCGGUGGAAUGUCCCAAUCCUCCAACCGUACUCAACUACCCAUCUCCGGCUCUUUCCCCGUCGCCCUGUCUAUGGGCCACAUCCAAUCUGCCGUCGAGGUUCUGAUUGCUCUCGGAAGUGAGCCGGGUGACAGCUACAAUAUCACCCUCGUGCCAACCUUCCAGGUCAAUGGACUGGGUGCCUUCUGUUUGCCGCAUGUUGAUUUCAGCGAGGCCCUGCUCGGCGUCAACAUUACCGAUGGAAUGAAUGCCACCGUCCAGGUUCAGACCAAUGGCGACCCCAGCGGUGGACUCUACGCUUGCGCCGAUGUCCAGUUCUCCUCCAGCGUCACAUACAGUGAGCCUUCGUCCUGCAAGAACAACACCAAUGUCGCUGCUUCCGCCUUCCCAAGUUCAUCCGCUCAGCGCAAUGCCAACGAAUCCACCGCCGAAGGCGCGGCUCAGGGCUCUUCUGGCAGCAGCACCACUUCCGCUUCCACUUCUAAGGGAGCCGCCGUUGCGUUGCAGACCGCUGCUUGGGGCGUGCUCGGCGCUGCAUUUGCCGGUGGCCUGGCCGUGCUCUAA
Molecule: messenger RNA, 675 nt
Organism: Penicillium cinerascens
Lineage: Eukaryota; Fungi; Ascomycota; Eurotiomycetes; Eurotiales; Aspergillaceae
Product: putative GPI anchored protein
Exons: 2
Coding region: 1-675 (224 amino acids)
Source: RefSeq, a predicted model, not a curated record